Molecule: messenger RNA, 6628 nt
Organism: Penicilliopsis zonata CBS 506.65
Lineage: Eukaryota; Fungi; Ascomycota; Eurotiomycetes; Eurotiales; Aspergillaceae
Exons: 3
Coding region: 232-6366 (2044 amino acids)
Biological process (GO): protein import into nucleus; RNA export from nucleus; post-transcriptional tethering of RNA polymerase II gene DNA at nuclear periphery
Cellular component (GO): nuclear pore cytoplasmic filaments; nuclear pore
Molecular function (GO): structural constituent of nuclear pore
Source: RefSeq, a predicted model, not a curated record
ACCCUUGCCAGUUUCUUACUUUUCGCCUCUGGUCGCGUUUUCGAACCGGGUCGUUUCGCCCUGCGUUCGACCUUUUUUUUCCGGCGCGCGUCGCAUCUCGUCUCUCUCCUCGCCACCUGGCUCAUUUAUUUACAAAUAAAUAAAUCUGUCGAGAGCUUUCUUCUGUUUUUCUUCUGUCGCUCCUCUUCUCUCGCAUCUGGGGACUCCUACAUGAAAUAGAAUUCAUCCACCAUGUCUUUCGGAUUCGGAGGCGGAGGCUUCGGCUCUGGUAAUCAGCAGCAGACUUCUGGCUUUGGCUCGGGCUCUGCGUUUGGAGGAACAGGUUCUGGAGGAUUCGGAUCCAACACUCAAAACCAGGCAAACCCGCUUUUCGGCGGCCAGAAUCGCCCGGCCUUUGGUUCCAAUACCGCCUCCACCGGCGGUAGCCUCUUCGGAGGCAACACUGCCACUUCGGGCGGCGGCGGUUUCGGUGGCUUUGGCUCAACAGGCUCUGGCGCCGGCGGGUUUGGUGGUAACACUGGUACCGCCACGGGCGGGGGUAUCUUCGGAAACAAGACGGGGGGUUUCGGUGGCUCGACGGGCUCAACGGGUGCAUUUGGCGCCGGUGCUGGCCCUUCCACCGGCUUUGGCGCCGGCACCGCGACCACUGGAUUCGGUGGCGGUGCAGGCACUGCUCUGCAGCAAGGCCCCGUGCCUCCCUCGGACGGAACUGGAAGCACUCCCUUCAACCCCUUCACCGAGAAGGAUGGCACCUCAACUACAACCAACCACUACCAGAGCAUCAGCUUCAUGCAACCCUACAGCAAGUACUCCUUUGAAGAGUUGCGUCUAGGCGACUACAACCAGGGCCGUCGGUAUGGCAACGGAAGCGGUCAGGCAGGCGCCUUUGGCUCCUCCGCCUUUGGUGGUGCCAGCACCGGCGGCUUUGGCCAGCAACCCGCCUCGGGCUUUGGCACUACUUCCACCCCGUUCGGUGGUGCCGCGGCCACCACCACCACCAGCGCGCCCUCCGCCUUUGGCCAGACUACUCCUCAGACCACCGGCGCCUUUGGCUCCACGACGGGCACCAACAGUCUCUUUGGCGCUCAGAAGCCCGCUACCUCCAUGUUCGGAGGAGGUACGAACACCGCUACCUCUCAGCCCAGCUUGUUCGGUUCCACCGCUGCCGCGCCCGCGACCGGAUUUGGCACAGGUGCAGGAACCACCGGUGCGACCGGGUUUGGCACGGGCGCCACCGGCUCCCUGUUUGGAAACGCCCAGCAGCAGCAACAGCCCCAGCAACAGACCAAGAGUCUCUUUGGAAGCUCCACGGGCACGGGCACGACCGGCUUCGGCGGUGGGUUCGGUACUCAGCAGCAGGCCGCCUCCACCACCACUACCCCCUUCGGCGGUGCCGCAGCCGCAGCCUCUCCCUUUGGCGGAGCCCAACAGACAACCGGCACGGGCGCCUUUGGGGCCUUCGGCCAGCAGAACCAGGCCCAGACGCAAAACAAGGGGCUUUUCGGCGGUGGUACCACCGGCGGUGCUUUCGGUGGCGCCGCGCAGCAACAGCAGCCUGCCGCUGCUGGAGGCGGUCUCUUUGGGGGCUCUACUACCGGCGCUGGCUCGUCUCUCUUUGGUGGCCAGAAUCCCGCCCAGCAGCAACAGCAGCAGCCUGCCGCUGGUGGCGGCUUGUUCGGUAACACGGCUCAGCAGACGGGUACCGGCUCUCUCUUCGGUGGCGCGCAGCAGCAACAGCAGCAGCCGAAGCCCGGUGGUCUCUUUGGAUCCAGCACAACUGCUGCUGCCCCGGCCACGGGCGGUUUCUCGGGCUUUGGGAACCCCCAGGCGCAGCAGACAGGGACCGGUGGUCUGUUUGGCAACACCCAAACCCAGCAGCAGCAGCAGCAGCAGCAAAAGCCUGGUGGUCUCUUUGGUUCCACCACCGGCACCGGCGGUUCUCUGUUCGGACAGCCUGCCAACGCCCAACCGGUGGGCUCCUCUCUGUUUGGCAACACUCAGACUCAACAGCAACCCGCUGGCGGCGGCCUCGGUGGCACCGGUAGCCUCUUUGGAAGCAUAAUCCAACCCGCCCAGCAACAGGCGGCCCCGGGCAGUCUACAGGCCUCGCUCCUCGAGGGUAACCCCUACGGGAACCAGUCCAUCUUCUCUGGUCUCCCUGCGCCCAACGCCCCAAGCCCUGGUCCGCUCGCCACCCCUCUUUCGUCCAGCGUCAAGCAGAAGCAGCGCACCCCCUUGCCCGUCUACAAGAUCACCCCCAGUGCGGCCAACCGUCUCAUCACCCCGGCCAAACGCCAAGGCUACGGCUUCUCGUACUCCACCUACGGCUCGCCCACCAGUGCCACCAGCACCCCCGGUGGUCUGGGGAACAGUCUCCUGGGUGGCGGUGUUGGUGGUGGUGGUGGUGGUAGCCUGCGCGGAAGCGUCGGAGGUAGUUUUGGCCGCAGCUUCAGCAAGAGUUUCUCAACCAGCAACCUGCGCAAAACCUUUGACCCGGAGACGGACAGCAUUCUCUCCCCCGGCGCCCUCUCCACGGGUUCCUCUCGUCUAUCCAGUGGUAACCUCAAGCGGCUCACCAUCGACCGCAGCCUGAGAAACGACAUCUUCUCCCGUCCGGCAAGCACCCCCGCGGCACUCACCGCCGCCCCCGCUAUCACCAACGGAAGCGAGGAGCCUUCGUCCACAACAACCCAGCCUGCCGCAGCCGACAAGCUCAAGAAGAAGGUCAGCUUCGACUCGACCUCGCCGAAAUCCGGUGAAGACCGAGCCGCUACCACUACUGGGGGCGAAGUCGUCCUGGUUCAGUCUACAAGCCCCGAGCCGACUCCAGAGGAGUUGGGAUUCCUGCGUUCCGUCCGGAAGAGCACCAGCGUGAACGGAAUCAACGGUAUCUUGAAUUCCACCGGCAGCUCUCGCCCCUCAGAGAUGGAGGAGGUCAUCCUCCGUCCAAGCCAGGACCACCUCCCCGCGGUGCCCGAGGAUGCCGAGCACAGCAGCGUUGCCGCGACCACCAACGGCUCCCGGUUGCCCUUCACCCCCGGUGGCGAUCCCCAACCAGGCGAGUACUGGAUGAAGCCGUCGCGUGCCGAGAUCAACAAGAUGAGCCGGGACCAGCAGAAGCACGUGGUGGGCUUCACCGUGGGCCGGCAGCGGUGCGGAUCGGUCACGUUCGAUGAGCCCGUCGAUCUGACCACCGUCGAUCUGGAUCAGAUCUUCGGUGGGCUGGUGGAGAUCCGGGUGCGGAGCAUCACCGUCUAUCCCGACGAGGGGAUCAAACCUCCUGUAGGCAAAGGCCUGAACGUCCCGUCGAUCCUGCGUAUCGAAAACUCCUGGCCCCGUGGCCGCGGCAUGGCCUCGCCCUCCCCGCUCACCAGCGGUCCCCUCUUCGAGAAGCACGUCGACCGCCUGCGCAAGGUCCACAACGCCGCGUUCAUCGACUACGAAAAGACCACCGGUACCUGGAUCUUCAAGGUUCCUCAUUUUACCACGUACGGCCUUGAUUAUGAUGAUGAGGAUGAGGAUGAGGAGGAAGAAGGUGAGAGCCUCAAUCACACCAUCUUGAGUGCCGCACCUGACACCCCAACCCCGAAGGCUCUGUCCCCCAACAUGGACCACACCGCCACCUUUGACACCGACGACUCUUUUUUAGGAUCGGUGGCUGGGAUCGAGGACGACACGUUUGAUUUCAAGAAGCGCAAGAUUGUGCCUGGAUCCUUUGGCAAUCAGGUGUUGGCGGUGGAAGAAGAAGACGAGGAGGAUGAUGAAGAAGAAGAAGAAUACGAUGACGACGACGUGGAGGAGGAGGAAGAAGAAGAAGAAGAGCAGUUUUCAGACGAGUCUUUUUUAGGAGAAGGCUCCACGGGUUCAACUAUUGAGCAAGAUGACGACAUCACCGAGAGCCAGCAGUCUGGCGACGACUCGGAAGUUGAAUCGGAUGAGGACCGGGAAAUGGACAUGGCCGGCGCCUUUCCCAACCUUCAUCACACCGUGGAGCACGACGAUACCACUACUACCACCAAGAUUACCGACCUUGACAUGGACACCACCCAGCGUUCCCUGAAUCCCUUCUGGAACAACACUCCCGCCAAGAGUCGCCUGAACCUCAGCGGCGACUGGGCCGAGCAGCUGCAACGGACCAUCAGUCCUCGCAAACAGAACCGUGACGCCCUGCGCGAGAUUCAGGCCAAUGCUUUCCAUGACAGACCCUUACGCGACGACGAUGACACCCCCAAGGAAAAGAAAGCAGGCCCGGAUGUUCGGCAAAAGGGGUUCACCACUAGCAUUGAUUUAAUGAAUUCUUUGUUCCAGCAAUCUACUAAGCAAGCACCUCUUCCCCCCCGCUCCUCACCUUUAAAGAAACAGACUGUGCCUUCCAAGGGCUUUGAGUGGCCUUAUCAUAAACAACCCAAGACGGCUGGCGAAUCCAACGAGCUGACCGAAAGCGAUCUCGCGUUCCAUCAUUCGUUCAAGCCGCGAUGGGGUCCCAUGGAUACCUUCAUCUGUGCGAAGAACGACAUGAGGGAACGACUGCCCGACCCGAACGAACCGUGGGAACAGGGAAUAUCGGUGACCAGCGAGGGCCGGGAUAUCGUUCUGCUUGCCUUCAACAAACCGGACGAGUCCUGUCAAAUGCUGGACAUCCAGAAGCGCCAGUCUGUCAUCCACCCGGUGGAUGGCGUGCCCUUGGUCCGUCUGGUCAAGGCGGAAUUCCAGCAGUUGGCCCAGCUGCCGUCUAGCUAUUCGACGCAGUUGGAUCGGGAGCGGCUCGUGUGGCAGCUGGCCAACGUGUUGUUCAACGAUGAGCUGGAGGACGACAUCUCGGCCGGCGUGCCUGCGCAUCUGCGCGCCAAGUAUCUUCACCGGAUCAAAAAAGAUCGUCUGUCGAGACUGUGGGAGGGCAUUGUGCGCGAAAAGCAUGCCCAUGACCUGGAGCGGAUCGUCUCUGCCGAGGAACGCGCCGUGCACCUGCUGUGCUCGCAUCGUGUGGAGGAGGCCUGCAAGACCCUCCUGGAGGGUGGGAACCUGCAUUUGGCCACGCUGCUGUCGCAGAUUGGCCGUGACGCGACCGUUCGGGCCGACAUGAAGGACCAGGUGGACUCGUGGCGCCAGAACAACGUCGACGCCGAGAUGAGCGAGCCCAUCCGCGCCCUGUACGGGCUGCUGGCGGGUAACACGGUCGGGAGCGAGGGCAAGUCGGCCGGUGCGCUGGAGGAUCGCGUCUCGAGCUUCACCUUGACCGAACGCUUCGAGCUCGACUGGUUCCAGGCGUUUGGCCUGCGACUCUGGUACGGCAUCACGGAUGAUGAACCCAUCGAGCAUGCCGUGGCCCAGUUCUUCAACCACCUCGCCGGCGGCGACGAGACGGCCUUCCCUUACCCGGCUCAUCUGGAUGCAACGCGCGAGCAGCCACCGCCGCCGUCGUCGGAGGAUACCAUCGGCCGCGAAUCCCCGCUUUGGGUUUUGCUUAAAGCUUACUCGGUGGUGACGGCGGCGGCCCCCAUCGGCCUGCCGGCGAUCCAGCUUCCCCUGGCCGUCCUCCCGGAGGCCGUCACGGGCGAUCGGCUCAGCAACCGGUUCUCGUUCCAGCUGCACUCCCUGCUUACCGCUGCGUUGGGCCAAAACGAGUCCAUCCAGGUGCACGCCGCGCAGGCCGACUCCCUGGUCUGCGACUUUGCGUGGGAGCUGAACUCGACCGGGGCGAUCGACCAGGCCCUGUUCGUGCUGCUGCACCUGUCGCAGGCGGCGGACCGCGAGCGUGCCGUCAAGGAGACGCUGGCACGGUUCGCUGCGCGGCUGCCCCAGCCUCUCACCGCGGAGGGAUCCCCGGAUGCCUUCUGGCAAUAUCUCACGGUGGACCUGCAGCUGCCCGAGGCCUGGAUCUGGGUGGCCAAGGCGUUGUACGCGCGCACCACGGGCGACGCGACGGCCGAGGUCGACUGUCUGGUGCGAGGCAAGAACUGGAACGACGCGCACACGACCUUCUGCCGCAUCGUGGGGCCCACGGCGGUGAUCGAGCGCGACUAUGCCACCCUCGAAACGCUGCUGUCGGGCUUUGGCGAAGGUCCUGAUCGCAAGGUACGCGGCUGGGCUCGCGGCGGCGGCGUGUACGAGGAUUUCCUGCGUCUGGCGACCGCCCGCCCGGGCAACAGGGACCCUGUCCGUCUCAACCGUCUGGUGCACGCCCUCGUGGCCAUGGGCGACAAGGUACGGCAGGGUUCGGGGGUCGAGGGGCUCGAGGAGCGCGUGGCCUUUAAGGAGAUGAGCCGGGCUGUCGCGGGUUGGACCGCCCAGGAUGAUGCCAAGGUAUUUCUUCUCUCUCUAUACAGAUGGUUUAUACAGAUGUUGUAUACUGACUUGACUUUCUAGUCUGUGGAACUGUCUAGCGUUCUCAACCUCCCUUUGACCUGUGAGGCUCGCAUCCUGCAGACGGCUGAGAUGGGUCGUCGUUACUAUAAUCUGAUCAUGGCGGGUGGCUACUGAUCUCUUCUCUUCUUCUCUUGUCUUUGUUAUCUCUUUAUCUUCUUGUCUCCCUCUUCUUCCCCUGACUCCUUUGACUUAUUACCUUGUGUCUCUGCCAGCGUUCGGUAGAUCCUGUAUCCAACGAUCUGAUGUACUCUGUUAGUUAGAA